Vicia faba (fava bean) is the source of this 2361-nucleotide messenger RNA. The record is from the annotation of a GenBank genome assembly. NCBI's taxonomy places the organism in Eukaryota, Viridiplantae, Streptophyta, Magnoliopsida, Fabales, Fabaceae.
AUGAUGUGCUUUUUUCUCCAUUUGUUCUUAUUGCUGCUUACUCAAUUUCCUUCCUAUACUUUCUCAUUAUGCAGCCAUGAUGAUAACUAUGCCUUGCUACACUUCAAAAACUCAUUUGUUGUCACUGCACCUGCACAAUGGUCUUAUUGUUCACCCGCUCCUUCAAAGAUAGAAUCUUGGAAUAACGGUACAGAUUGUUGCGAGUGGGAAGGUGUCACGUGCAACAACGUAUCAGGUCACGUGAUUGGUCUCGACCUUAGUUGCAGUCGUCUCAAAGGUAAAUUCUCUCCUAAUAGUACUAUCUUCCACCUCAAGCAACUUCAACAACUCAACUUAGCUUUCAAUGAUUUUCUUGAAUCUUCAAUCUAUCAUGGAAUUGGUGAACUAGUGAAUCUCACAAACCUCAAUUUAUCAUACACUGGAUUCAGAGGUGAUGUCCCCUCAACAAUCUCUCACUUAUCAAAAUUAACCUCCCUUGAUCUCAGCAGCAGUGUAAGACUCGAUCCUUUCACCUGGAAGCGUCUCAUUCUUAAUGCAACUAAUUUGAGACAACUUCAUUUGGACGGUGUAGACAUGUCUUCAAUCAAAGGAAGCUCUUUGUCGCAGCUAAUAAACCUGUCAUCCUCUUUGGUCUCUCUUAGUCUAUCAUUCACUGGAUUGCAUGGAAAAUUUCCAACCAACAUUCUCUCUUUACCAAAUCUCGAAGAACUAGAUUUAUCAUUUAAUCAAAACCUUAGCGGUCAACUUCCAAUGUCAAACUGGAGCACUCCUUUGAGAUAUUUAGACCUCUCCUAUACUGUUUUAUCGGGUGGAAUUCCUCAUUCCAUCGGUCAGUUGAAGUCUCUUACUCACUUAACCCUUACCGAGUGCGAUUUUGAUGGGUUCGUAUCUCCAUCUACGUGGAACCUCACUCAACUCACAUUCUUGAAUCUUGCAGGCAACAAUUUUCAUGGUGAGAUUUCAUCACUACUUUCAAACCUCACACACCUCACUUCCUUAGAUCUUCAAUAUAAUAACUUUAGUGGUAAGAUUCCAAAUGUCUUUCAAAAUUUAAUCAACUUAGAAUAUGUAGCACUUUCUUAUAACAAUCUAAGUGACCAAGUUCCGUCAUCGUUGUUUAAUCUGACUCGGCUUUCUCAUAUUGAUUUAUCGUUUAACAAAUUAGUAGGGCCUGUUCCAACUGAAAUCGCUAAACAUUCAAAACUAAAUCUUAUAGCUUUGGCUAAUAACAUGUUAAAUGGAGCAAUUCCGCUCUGGUGUUAUUCCUUGCCUUCAUUGCUAGAGUUGGAUCUCAAUGACAACAACCUAAUAGGUCCAAUUGGUGAAUUCUCAACUUAUUCUUUGAGAUAUCUAUUUCUAUCAGAUAACAACCUACAAGGUGAUUUUCCAAAUUCAAUUUAUAAACUUCAAAAUAUUUCUGACUUAGGUUUGUCAUCAACCAACUUGAGUGGUGUUGUGGACUUUCACAAAUUUUCAAAUUUUACAAAGCUAAUUUUCCUUGAUCUUUCCCACAAUAGUUUUCUUUCUAUCAACAUCGAUGGCGGUGUUGAGUCCAUGUUACCUAACCUUGAGAUAUUAUACUUAUCUUCUAGUAAUAUUAGUACUUUUCCUAAAUUCUUAGCACAAGUUCAAAAUCUAGUUGAGUUAGAUCUCUCUUAUAACAAAAUUCAAGGGAAAGUCCCGAAAUGGUUUCAUGAGAAUCUCUUACACAAAUGGAAGGAAAUUGGCCAUAUUGAUCUUAGUUUCAACAAGUUGCAAGGAGAACUUCCAAUUCCACCUAUUGGAAUUCACUACCUUUUACUCUCAAACAACAACUUCGCUGGAGACAUUGCUUUGUCAUUAUGCAAUGCAAGUUCUCUGAAUGUUCUCAAUUUGGCUCAAAACAAUUUAACAGGCAUGAUUCCACAAUGCUUGGGAACAUUUCCUUAUCUUUUAGUAUUGGAUAUGCAAAUGAACAAUCUCCAUGGAAGUACCAUUCCAGAAUCUUUGAGUAGUUUGAGAAAUUUGGAGUGGUUGGACCUCUCACAGAACCAAUUGACAGGUAACCAAUUUGAUACAUUUGGAAAUGAUUCAUAUGAAGGAAAUGCAAUGUUGUGUGGAUAUCCAUUGUCAAAAUCGUGCAAAAAUGAUGAAGAAAAGUCACCAUAUUCAACAAAUAAUGAUGAAGAGGAAUCGGAAUUUGGUUGGAAAGCAGUAGUAAUAGGAUAUGGAUGUGGAUCAGUACUUGGAAUGCUGGUGGGAUAUUAUGUGUUCUUCAAUGGAAAACCUCAAUGCGUUGUAACACUUGUUGAACAUAUGUUUAACAUAAGACUGAAGAGAACACACAACAUAACGGGUGCAAAUCGCAGAAGAGUUAAUUAG